CUUUAUAUUUCCUGCUUGGCAUACAUCUCUCACAGUUUUUAUUAAAACCUUGCGAGGAAAGUCGAAAUAUUCAUUCCUAAAAAAGAAAAUAAUUCAAGAAAAUGGAUUCUGACUCUGAUCGUGAAAUUGACCCUGAGCCUGUGUAUACAAUAUCGGAGCUCCACGAUCAUUGUGUGGACCGCGAGAUGCCUUUGCCCAUCGUCAAGGUAAAGAAGUGUAGUGAAGGCUAUGUGGCCCGCUGCUGUGUGGCCACUCUGUCCUGCCGUGCCUGGGCGGACAGCAAGGAGCAGGCGCGCCACAAGGCAGCCACUACAAUGUUAUCCAUGAUCGCCGUUCCAACGCACGGUCAUUUCUCACGCAAGAAGCCGAAGUUCAUGCCUCUCGCCAAGCGCCACAACUACUUUAAGAACUUCCCGCAAGCCCUGAAGGCGGCUGCCUUUGAAGUCAUCUACCGUCCGCAGAAGUACACCAGUCUCAAGGAGCAAGUGAUGAGCCUGCUGGACGCCCUGGAGCUUGAAUCAACCACUGGCGUACUGUACACAGUGCCAGGGAAAGAGCCGCUCCUGAAACUCGAAUUACAAUGCGGUGUUGAUUGCCGAUUUUUGGGUACCGAGAAGGAGUUGUAUGGCGAGAUUCUAGAAUACUUCCGAAUAAUGCUGGUCUGAUCAAGUUCCAAUUUCAAUCUAUACUGUUCGUU
Molecule: messenger RNA, 697 nt
Organism: Drosophila serrata
Lineage: Eukaryota; Metazoa; Arthropoda; Insecta; Diptera; Drosophilidae
Source: RefSeq, a predicted model, not a curated record